AUUUAAUUAUUAUAAAUAUUUGUCUGCGAGGGACUAAAGCCACACAGAAACUGUCACUAGAUUGAUUGAAGAUUUUGCAUGAAGCGCAUUGUGUGGGUUUGGUCUUUUUGCAUUCGUGUCGAUGUAAAAAAAUUUUCUUUUUUCUUUUUUUUCUAAUAGUGGUGCUUUGUGCUGACUGCCACAAGAGGGCCCACAAUACUGAGGAUUUACUGUGAAGCAGGCGGCACGGUGGACGACUGGUUCGAGCGUCUGCCUCCACUGUGUGGAGUUUGCAUUUUUCUGCCCGUGCCUGCGUGGGUUUUCUCCGGGCACUCCGGUUUUUUCCUCCCGCAUCCCAAAAACAUGCAUGCUAGGUUAAUUGACAAUAGAUACCGUUGGUAUCUAUUCUGUGUGACAAUUCCACCUGCACGAUAUCCAUUGAAAACAGCAACAACAGGGUUAUAUCAUUCAUGAUUCUUGAAUUAAUUGUAUAAGUAGCCUGCAGCGAUAGAGAGAUGCAGAGUAUUCGUCUGGUAAAAGUAGCAGGUCAUAUCAAGUCAAAGGACCCACGUCCAAGUGAAGUCACAAGUCACUACUGUUCAAGUCCAAGUCGAGUUACAAGUCUUGUAACAUUUUGUCAAGUCAAAUUCAUGACGCGAGUCCCAGUCAUGUGAUUCCAGUCCACACCUCUGCCAGUAACAUUUGUCAACCAUGUGGUUAGAGCGUCUGCCUCACAGUUCUGAGGACCGGGGUUCAAUCCCUGGCCCCGCAUGUGUGGAGUUUGCAUGUUCUCCCCGUGCCGGCGUGGGUUUUCUCCGGGCACUCCGGUUUUUUCCUCCCACAUUCCAAAAACAUGGAUGGUAGGUUAAUUGACGACUCUAAAUUGCCCGUAGGUGUGAAUGUGAGUGUGGAUGGCGGUUUGUUUGUAUGUGCCCUGCGAUUGGCUGGCAGCCAGUUCAGGGUGUACCCCGCCUCUUGCCCGAAGAUAGCUGGGAUAGGCUCCAGCACUCCCGCGACCCUUGUGAGGAUAAGCAGCUCAGAAAAUGGAUGGAUGGAUGAUAAAGGAGUUUAUAUUAACCCUUUAAGGUCUGCAAGAUUUUAGUACCCCGAAUUACCACCGGGCUACAUUACGAUGUGAAAUUUUGGUACAGAUUUUGGGAAGAAUCAUGGAAGCUGGCGAAAAUGAUUUGCUUUCGCCGGCUACAUAAAAUGAUGUGGCGGGCCGGAUGUGGCCCCCGGGCUGCGAGUUUGACAUGGCUGCUAUUUGGUUUUAUUAUAUCCACUUGAUACUCUUUUCAUCUGGUGUUACUUGAGGUGGUGGUGGAGGUGUUACUUCAGGAUUAAAAUACUUUGUCCCCCGUUUGGGAUGGUUUCUUUUUUGUUGAGAAGAAAGAUACCACUCUCUCCCCCUGCAUUGAUUUCUGAGGCCUCAGCAACAUCAUUAUAAAAAACAAAGCUCCACUGCCCCUUAUUGACCCCUCCUUUGAACCCCUCUGCGAUGCCCAGACAUUCCCGAAAUUGGAUUUACGCAACGCAUUCCAUCUCAUCCGCAUCAGAGAAGGGGACGAAUGGAAAAUGGUUUUCAAUACUCCCCUUAGACACUUCCAGUACCUGGUCAUGCCGUUUGGAUUAACCAACACCCCUGCUGUUUUUCAAACUUUCAUCAAUGACGUCCUCGGCGACAAGCUGAAUCGGUUCGUUUUCGUCUAUCUUGAGGACAUACUCAUCUUCUCCCGCUCGGCCGAAGAACAUCGCCAGCAUGUCCUCCAAUGCCUUCUUGACAACCGUCUUUUCGUGAAACCUGAAAAAUGCGAAUUCCACCUCUUCCGUUCACUUUUUGGGCUACAUCAUCGCCAAAGGACAGUUACAACCAGACCCAGCAUACAUCCAAGCAGUCAACUGGCCCAUUCCCUCCACCCGCAAGAAGCUUCAACAUUUCCUGGGUUUGCCAACUUCAGUCGUUUCAUCCGUGACUACAGCAAGGUUGCCGUACCUCUCACCUUUCCAUUGGACCCCUGUCGCAUCGCAAGCAUUGAAACGCCUCAAAGAACUAUUCACCAGUGCUCCCAUCCUCCAACACCCUGACACUUCCCUUCAGUUCGUGUUGGAGGUUGACACCUCUGACACGGUGGUAAGGCUUCACAUCAACCCCCAGCUGGUCUGAUGCGGCCCUUACCCAUUCCGAGCCGCCCUUGGUCGCACAUCUCCCUGGACUUCGUCACCAGCCUACCUCCAUCUAAAGGUAACAGUCAUCCUCACCGUUAUUGACCGGUUGUAUGUUCACAAUGUAUGUUCUCUUCCCAAAUUGCACUCUGCUUUUGAGACUGCUAACCUUCUUGUCCUCCACGUGUUCAGACUUCUGUCAUGGUCUGUGUUUUGGUUUGGGUUGUGUUUAGUUUUGUUCCAUGUUUUCCUGUGUUCCAUAUUUGUCGUGUGCUCAUUUGGUUGUUGUGUCCACCGGUUCUCGUCAACCUUCUACCUUGUAUCGACCAAUCAGCUCUCUCCAGCCACUCGUGUCUUGUCCAGGUGUUGUCUCGUUAUCUCGUCAAUCUAUUUGUAUUUAGUUCCCUGGUUUCUUUCAGUUCUUGUCAGUUCAUUGUCGUUGUCAAGUCUCUUUGCAGUAUGUCAUUGUCAGGUGUCAUUGUCACUGUCUGUGUCAUGUCAUAGUGUCGUUCAGUUAUUUCACCAGUCGUCUUGUUUCUUGUUUUGGGUUUACUCAAGUGUUUCUUUGUUACUUUGUGUUUAGAUUUUGGACUUUGUUAAUUUAGCAUUAAGACUUUUCCAUGAUCCUUGUUUUCCUUUGGAAUUAUAUCAAAUUUUUUAUAUACUGCUGCACUACUGCGUUGCCUCCCUGCUUCCCUGCCUCCAUGUUUUUGCCUUGCCUUCCUCGCCUUCGACCACCCCAAAUGUGACAGAAUGAACCGACCAGAACAGCACCCAGUGGGAAGAACAUGACGUCACCCUGGACACCACCAGACUGCCUCCCACCACCUGACAACCAUACCUACCCUCCUCCAGGUGAGGAAUCGACUGCAGACCCCGUUCCUGCUCCUCGGCAGCUGCGGAAGGCUCCCGUUCCUGCUCCUCAGGAGCCCCACCAGGCUCCCCUUCCGGCUCCUCGGCAGCCGCGCCAGGCUCCCCUUUCGGCUCAUCGGCAGCUGCGCCAGGCUCCCCUUCCGGGUCCUCAGCUGCCGCGCCAGGCUCCGGUUCCGCCACCCGACCCUGCUCCGGCGGGGCUCAUCCAGCGGCUGCCACCCAUCCCGGCUCCGGCGGCGCUUGACCAGCGGCCGUCUCCCGACCUCGCUCCGGCGGCACUCGUCCAGUGGCCGUCUCCCGACCUCCCUCCGGCGGCGCUCGUCCAGCGGCCGUCUCCCGACCCCGCUCCGGCGGCGCUCGUCCAGCAGCCGCCACCCGUCCCCACUCCGGCGGCCCUCGUCCAGCGGCCUCCACCCGAAAACUAUUCCCUGGCCCCUGCAUUACCAUUGGGUUCGGCACUGUGGCCGUCCGCCUGAAUGGCCCUGUAAAGACCCUGGUGCUUGGCGUCCUGGACGACCUCCUGAACUGCUCAGCCAAGCACCUCACCUCGGGUGGCCUGGAGGUUCACCAGACUGACCUGAGGGGUGGACUCUGAACCUUCCUCCAGGCCCGCUUCCACCCACCCUGGGUUGGUGCCUGGCCCCUGCAUUACCGUUGGGUUCGGCACCGUGGCUGUCCGCCUGAAUGGCUCUGUAAAGACCCUGGUGUUUGGGGUCCUGGACGACCUCCUGAACAGCUUAGCCAAGCACCUCACCUCGGGUGCCCUGGACGGCCACCAGACUGACCUGAGGGGUGGACUCUGAUUAUCUAGAGUAAUUUAAUCGCCAGGACUUACUGAAAUUGCGAUCAUCUAGGGAUUUUGACUACAACAGUUGCUGCCAAGCUAACUAAGUUUAACUUACUAACUAACUUAUUACCUUUAAACAACAAAGAAAGGCAGCGUGCGCUCGAGCCAUCUCAUUUUACAGGUCACUCUGAGGUUUACAAGUCGUAUCCCCACAACCUCAACACUGAGUACUAUAUAGUUCAUACAAAUAAGAAGAUGCUACUCAUAGAAUUACGUGCACAUGUUUGGCUGAUGCCAUUGUGCGGGCCAAUGUCAUGCUGACUUCAAAUUUAUCCUGCGGGCCGGACGAAAUUGCUGCGUAGGCCGAAAGUGGCCUGCUGGCCGGGAGCUUGAGUUUAAUUUUAUGUUUACAUUUGUUUACUUUGGGAAAGUUUAGGUGUUGGCUUGUACUCAUUUAGAGUUUGUAAAGAAUAAUAUUAUUUCACUUGUUUCUAAUUUCUGUGAGGAACCCCAGGAAGAAUAGUCUCCACUGUGGUGAAAACUAAUGGGGAUCCAUUUUAAACAAUAAACAAUAAACCGUAACUACUGUCUAGUGAUGGGAAUUCCGGCUCUUUUUAGAGAACCGGCUCUUUUGGCUCGGCUCACUUAAAAGAGCCGGCUGUUUUGGCUCCCUAGCGGCUCCUCGGAUUUUGUCGUUGCUUAAAUUA
Molecule: messenger RNA, 4509 nt
Organism: Phyllopteryx taeniolatus (common seadragon)
Lineage: Eukaryota; Metazoa; Chordata; Actinopteri; Syngnathiformes; Syngnathidae
Exons: 2
Coding region: 2931-3491 (186 amino acids)
Source: RefSeq, a predicted model, not a curated record